Messenger RNA from Cotesia congregata, 1182 nucleotides. Lineage: Eukaryota; Metazoa; Arthropoda; Insecta; Hymenoptera; Braconidae. The record is from the annotation of a GenBank genome assembly.
AUGGCUAAAAGUAAAAUGUCUGACUAUAGAUCGCUGUAUAAGUUGACAAAGAGACUCGGAACAGUAGUAGGCGUUUGGCCGUAUGAAAGUCCAAGUAUUUUAUAUCUUCUUGUGCCGUAUAUACCGAUGACACUGCAUUUAAUAAUAUCGCUCUUGAUAUUUUCGUGGGUCCGCGAGAAAUUUCCAAACAUCGGUCUCGUUUCAAAAGGCCUGAGCAUUUCCACCAGCUUCGUGACCACCAUUCUGAAGAUAGCGAGCAUGAAAAUAAACCACAAAGAGUUGACGGAAUUACACCGACAUCUUCAUCCGUACUUUGGGAAAUUGCUGAAGGAUUCAAGGCUGUCGAACAUCGUUUUGAAGGACGUCGACAUGUUUAAGCUUGUAUCAUGGUCAUUGACUAUUUGUGUUGCCACUUGCUUGGGGUCUUACAUUCUUCUUCCCCUGAGCUUCGUCAUAAAAGCUUCUGUUCAUCACAUAGAAGUGGCCAAGUACCCGCUUAUAUAUCCAUGCAACUAUCCGUGGAAGAUAACGUCCAAUGGAAUUGUUUACCAACUUCAUUUUGUUUUUGAAACUUGCUCGGGGUUGGCGAUGUUUUUUGUGUCUACUAGUGUUGACAUAUUGUUUCCGUUUUAUAUCUUUCAAAUGAUUGCACAAUUUCGUGAAAUUUCUUACGAUAUUACGCACAUCAAAAAUGAUGAUAAAGAUGAUGAAAAUAAUGAUGACUAUAAUAAAGUCAUAGAAAAAUGUGUUGCUCAGUACGAAAGAUUGAUGAGAUGCAAAGACAUUUUGGAAAAAAUUUGGGGCCCUAUAAUACUUUUCAGUGUUACUACUAACGCUAUUGUUCUUUGCACAGUUCUGUUUCAAAUUUCAAAGAUGAGAAGUGUAACCAUUGUUCAAGGGUCAUUAUUGGUUGCAUACGUAGGUUUGAAAUUAGGACAAACCUUCAUUUAUGCUUGGAGUGGGUCUUGUUUAAUUGAAGAGAGCGAAGUUUACAGAGAUGCAGUUUAUGCUGCUAAUUGGUACGGAAAAAAACGACUAAUGACUUCUAUUGUGAUGCUCCUGACCCAAAGGCCUUUAUCAUUAACCGCUUGUAAUUUUUCAAUUGUUUCUGUGAAAAUUUUUAUCACGUUUUUGAACACAGCAGUAUCUUACUUCUUUCUUUUGCAAACACUUGAUGAUAAG